UCUCUCUCUCCCCAUUUCUCCUGCGUGGACGUACGUUCGUUUUAUUAUUUUUUUCCCUCCUCGUCCUCCGAAUCGCACGCAUGCGCGGAGGCGCGCGGGGCCUGCCUGGUAUUGUCCCGCGCGCGCGCGCGCGCCCGCCCAAAGCAAAUGGAGAAUCCCGGCCCGCCCUGAGGUAGUUUUUUUUUUUUGGCGCCAGUAAUGGCGGCCGCUGAAGCGGCUGAGGCGACCUUCCGUCAUCGCCUGGCUUCUUCCCGGGCCCGCCAAGCCGUCCUUUGGACCCGGGCACGGAGCCUUUGCCGUCGGCUCCGGGCUCUGCAAGGCCGGCAGGUGGAACGGCACGUCCGGCACCAGCUGAACGGCUUGGUGACGGGCCGAAGCCGGACGCGGCCUGGUCGGAACGUAGGCGCCGACGGGGCCGAGCUGAGGCGGCUGGCGGCCGAGGCUCAAGCCCGGCUCCGGGCGGCCCAACGGGGCUGCGACUCCGACGCCACAGAGAGCGCCUCGGCCGCCUCUUCCUCGUCGUCCUCGGCCUCUUCUUCCUCCGGCUCCUCGCUCGGGAUCUCUUCGUCCUCGUCGUCUUCGUCUUCGUCCUCCGCCUCGGCCGCCUCCUCUUCCUCAGACAGCGAAGGCCCCGAGCCGGGCCCCGGGCCCCGAUGCAGCACCGGGGUGGGGCACCGGCUGGCACAGCGCCAGUGGGCGAUGGAGAGAGCGGCCAUCAUCUGUCGCUGGACGUGGCUGCAAGCUCAGGUGUUGGACCUGGAGUAUCGGAUAAGGCAGCAGACUGACGUUUACAAGCAGCUCCGUGCCAACAAGGGCCCAGUUAUCCUGGGCAACCUCCAGCAAGAAGAUGGGCUCAAGCCGCCAAGCCGCCUGGCCUCCCCUGCAGGGGGGAUGAACUCCAGGAAAACCCCGGCCCUGCCUCCCUCCUCCCCCCACCUGAAGGUGCCCACUGGACUAUCGCCUUGUAUCCCUUCUUAUCUCCUCCAAAAUGCGGAAAAACAGAAUUCUCACCUCGCCCAGUCCUUAAGGAACCUGGUCUGUCAAAAUCCCUCCUGCGCCCGCAUCAAUGGUUCUCCAGAGCCCCCCAAAGCCUGCCCGUCCCCCCAUCAAGUCAACGGAAUCAGCAACUGCUUGAGCACCUGCGCCACCAGUGGCAGCUCUGCCGAAGGGCCGGCCUCCGAGAGGCACCUCAAGAAACCCCCACCGGCAAACCACAGCCUCCCCGGUGUGGCCUCGGCCCUGGACAACAGCUGCGUGGCAGCUCGGAUCCGUCCCAUCUGCAGGUACAAGAAGCGCCGGCUGGUGAGACUCGGCUCUAUCGCUCACCUGAACCGAAAGCCGCCGAAGCCUCUCAGCCUGAAGUGCACCUGUGAGCAGCCCAACUCCUGCAUUUUGUGCAACUUCAAGGCCUCACUGCCCCCCCUCGACCCAGAGGCCAUGUCCCUGGAGGAGCGCAUCGCGCUGCUGGACUCCAGCUUCCACCCCAUCCUCUCCUUCCCACACGGCAACCCUCUGCAUUUACACUUUGAGGCCUUGCUCCGAGAAGACCACUGGCGCACCCCCAAACCCGACUUUCCGAAGCCGCCCCAUGGCAGUUUGAAAGACUUAACCAACAAUGUUGGCUCCCCAUCACUUACCGCUCCGGGUACUCUGUUGAAAGGAUUGGCCGGCUUUGGGCUUUGCGCCCGGCGCCCCGUGCCCAACAAACCGGGUGCUUUGCUCUCAGCGCCGCCUCUGUGCCUCGAAAACUCUCCUGUUCUGCAUGCCAAUCACGUGCCCCCUCAUCCUGCCACAGCCAGCAGCAGCAGCAGCUCCGCGUUGGUAAGUGAGCCGGAAAAGGGCCAUGUGGAAGAGGCAGCCCACAACACCAUAGUUGUUGUUCUCCUCCUCCUCCUGUCUCCUCCUCCUUAUCAUCUACCCCCUGAUGACGUUCCCUAG
Messenger RNA from Notechis scutatus (mainland tiger snake), 1938 nucleotides. NCBI's taxonomy places the organism in Eukaryota, Metazoa, Chordata, Lepidosauria, Squamata, Elapidae. The record is from RefSeq and is a predicted model, not a curated record.